GUGGUGGGCUGUGGGUGGGGGAGGGGAUGGACCGAGUCCUGAGUUGUCCGGAUGAGGGUUCGGGAAGGUUUGGCGAGUAAGAUUCCAUUCCUUGGGUCUGCACCAGUUUCCCUACCCACCCCCCACCCCGUCUCCGUCGGCUCCCCGACUUCUGGGCUUGAGACUGAAAGAGCAUCCCGGGACGGGGCCUUCCAGUCCCGAAGCAGCCUAUACAGAGACCCUGAAAUUCUGAUCUUGAAGUUGGAGGCUCCUGGGGAAGUUGGUUUAUAACCUUUUAGAAGAAUUAGAGGAUUUGCGGCUGCCUGACCCCAGCCUAGUGUGUGUAGUGCGGAGGCUCAGGCAGCAUGACGACGGAGACCUUCGUUAAAGAUAUCAAGCCUGGGCUCAAGAAUCUGAACCUCAUCUUCAUUGUGCUGGAGACAGGCCGAGUGACCAAGACAAAGGACGGGCACGAGGUUCGGACCUGCAAGGUGGCCGACAAAACUGGCAGCAUCAAUAUCUCUGUGUGGGACGACGUGGGCAACCUGAUCCAGCCUGGAGACAUUAUUCGGCUCACCAAAGGGUACGCUUCAGUAUUCAAAGGUUGUCUGACACUAUACACUGGACGUGGGGGUGAUCUUCAAAAGAUUGGAGAAUUCUGUAUGGUUUAUUCUGAGGUUCCUAACUUCAGUGAGCCAAACCCAGAGUACAGUGCCCAGCAGGCACCCAAUAAGACGGUCCAGAACGACAGCAGCCCUACGGCUCCCCAGCCUACCACCGGACCCCCUGCCGUUUCUCCAGCCUCUGAGACCCAGAAUGGGAAUGGACUGAGUGCCCCACCAGGUCCUGGUGGUGGCCCGCACCCUCCUCACGCACCCUCGCACCCUCCCAGCACCCGAAUUACCCGAAGCCAGCCCAACCACACAGCUGCCGGCCCUCCUGGCCCCUCCAGCAACCCUGUCAGUAACGGCAAAGAGACCCGGAGGAGCAGCAAGAGAUAGCAAGACAUUCUUCCUCCCUUCCCACCACCCACUAUAGCCCAAGUGUCUCCUAGAGAACACAGCCUUUUACUAGGCUGCUGGCUUGUGGGGGGUGGGAGUCGAUAGGCAGCAGUAUUUUAUCCACUGAAUUUCACUGGAGGGGUGGUGAGCAGUUGGCCUUAUCCACCCUAAGCCCAUGCUCCCUGCCUUACCCAGCUAGAUCUGCCUAUCCCUGGGGAUUCAAGGCCCUCUUUCCCUUUAGAAACGACAGUCACAGUCUGUUUCUUGUGUGUGUGAUGUGGAAAUCAAAUCAAAUCUCUCCUUCCUAAUAAAUGUUACCACUCUGUA
This is a messenger RNA of Panthera uncia (snow leopard), 1307 nucleotides long. RefSeq names its product nucleic acid binding protein 2 (gene NABP2). NCBI's taxonomy places the organism in Eukaryota, Metazoa, Chordata, Mammalia, Carnivora, Felidae. Gene Ontology annotation, molecular function: DNA binding. The transcript is spliced from 7 exons. Gene Ontology annotation, cellular component: SOSS complex. The coding region runs from base 345 to 980 and encodes 211 amino acids. The record is from RefSeq and is a predicted model, not a curated record. Gene Ontology annotation, biological process: double-strand break repair via homologous recombination; response to ionizing radiation; mitotic cell cycle checkpoint signaling.